GAAUAGUGAUCGCCCACAGUUGCUCACCAUGGCUCUUCUCAUUUUUGUAGUACUACUAUUCGCCUUAAGCAUCCCAGCAAGUUCUGCCACGAUCGACACCAUCUCAAUUGGCACGGCGUUGGCCAAAAACGAUAAGCUUGUCUCAGAAAAUCGCAGGUACGCACUUGGCUUCUUUGAGACACAAAGAAAAGCAUCUCAGAAAACUAGCAAGUGGUACUUAGGAAUUUGGUUCAACCAGGUUCCCAAGCUAAAUCCUGCAUGGGUUGCAAAUAGGGAUAAGCCAAUUGAUGAUCCCACAUCAGUGGAACUAACAAUCUUCCAUGAUGGAAAUCUUGCCAUCUUAAACCAGUCAACAAAGUCCAUCGUUUGGUCUACACAAGCUAAUAUCACUGCCAACAACACCGUUGCUACGCUAUUGAAUAGUGGAAAUCUCAUCCUAACAAACUUGUCAAACUCAUUAGAAGUUUUCUGGCAGAGCUUUGACUACCCCACAGAUACAUUUUUUCCUGGGGCAAAGCUUGGAUGGGACAAGGUCACAGGCCUUAACCGUCAGAUUAUUUCUUGGAAAAACUCAAUUGACCCAGCUACCGGUUCCUAUUGCAAAGAGUUAGACCCUUCUGGUGUUGAUCAGUACUUGCUUUUGCCAUUGAAUUCCUCCACACCGUAUUGGUCUACCGGUGCAUGGAACGGCGAUUACUUCUCCUCAAUCCUGGAGAUGAAAAGCCAUACUAUUUUUAAUUCAUCAUUUGUUGAUAAUGAUCAAGAGAAGUACUUUAGAUAUGAUUUGCUAGAUGAAAGGACUGUUAGUCGUCAGAUAUUAGACAUCGGAGGUCAGGAAAAGAUGUUCCUUUGGCUUCAGGACUCAAAAGAUUGGACACUGAUCUAUGCCCAACCUAAAGCUCCGUGUGAUGUCUAUGCAAUUUGUGGGCCUUUCACAGUCUGCAUCGAUAAUGAGCUUCCACAUUGCAACUGUAUAAAGGGCUUCACCGUAACAUCACUCGAGGAUUGGGAACUGGAAGAUCGAACAGAUGGAUGCUCAAGAAAUACUCCAAUAGACUGCAUUAACAACAAAACCACAACACAUUCAACUGAUAUGUUCUAUUCUAUGCCAUGCGUUAGAUUGCCCCCAAAUGCCCAUAAUGUGGAAAGUGUAAAAAGUUCAAGUGAGUGCAUGCAAGUUUGCUUAACUAAUUGCUCUUGCACUGCUUAUUCAUUCAUCAAUGGUGGAUGCUCUAUUUGGCACAAUGAAUUGCUUAACAUAAGAAAAGAUCAAUGUAGUGAAAAUAGCAAUACGGAUGGAGAAGCUCUUUACCUACGGCUAGCUACAAAAGAAUUUUAUAGUGCAGGCGUUGAUAGUAGAGGAAUGGUUAUUGGACUUGCUAUUUUUGCAAGUUUUGCUUUAUUAUGUUUGCUACCACUAAUCCUACUACUGGUGAGACGGAGUAAAACUAAGUUCUCAGGUGACAGAUUGAAAGAUUCCCAGUUUUGCAAUGGAAUUAUUUCAUUUGAAUACAUUGAUUUGCAACGUGCAACUACAAAUUUCAUGGAGAGACUUGGAGGAGGUAGCUUUGGUUCUGUAUUUAGGGGGUCUCUAAGUGAUUCCACAACAAUAGCAGUGAAAAGGCUUGACCAUGCAUGCCAAAUUCCACAAGGAGAUAAGCAGUUUAGGGCUGAAGUGAGCUCAAUUGGAACCAUUCAACACAUCAAUUUAGUUAAAUUGAUCGGCUUCUGUUGUGAGGGUGGCAGAAGAUUGCUUGUUUAUGAGCACAUGUCAAAUCGUUCUCUCGAUCUCCAAUUAUUUCAGAGCAAUACUACAAUAUCCUGGAAUACUAGGUAUCAAAUAGCCAUUGGAAUUGCUAGAGGAUUGUCUUACUUACACGAAAGCUGUCAAGAUUGUAUCAUACAUUGUGAUAUUAAACCAGAAAACAUCCUUCUAGAUGAUUUAUUCAUUCCAAAAAUUGCUGAUUUUGGUAUGGCAAAGCUUUUGGGAAGGGAUUUUAGCCGAGUUUUGACAACGGUGAGAGGAACUGCAGGUUACCUUGCACCUGAAUGGAUUAGUGGUGUUCCUAUAACACCAAAAGUCGAUGUUUAUAGCUAUGGGAUGGUCUUGCUAGAAAUAAUAUCAGGAAGAAGGAACUCAUAUACCUCAUCUCCUUGUGUUGGUGACCAUGAUGAUUAUUUUCCAGUGCUUGUGGUCCGUAAGCUUCUUGAUGGAGAUAUAUGUGGUUUGGUUGAUUAUAGAUUACAUGGUGACAUCAACAUAAAAGAGGCCGAAACAGCUUGCAAGGUUGCGUGUUGGUGCAUUCAGGAUAAUGAGUUUAAUCGACCAACAAUGGAUGAAGUGGUUCAUAUUCUCGAGGGUCUAGUUGAAAUUGACAUACCCCCGAUGCCGAGGCUACUUGAAGCAAUUGUAGCUGGAAGCUCAAAUCCAACAUGUACCUCAUCUAGUUUUUUCGGAUCAAUUCGAGAAUCCUUGUAAAUAUUUAUAGUUCCUUUUUUCCUACAAAUAUACAUACACGUAUAUAUAUUAGGAAAUGGCAUGAACCCAACCUCUACAUCCAACCAUAUGUACCCAGCCAAACUACAAAUAUAUAUGUAUGCAUGAGUGACGGACUGAUGCUAUGUGCAGCUAUUAUUGUUGACAUUUCUGCUA
Molecule: messenger RNA, 2653 nt
Organism: Oryza sativa Japonica Group (Japanese rice)
Lineage: Eukaryota; Viridiplantae; Streptophyta; Magnoliopsida; Poales; Poaceae
Product: G-type lectin S-receptor-like serine/threonine-protein kinase At2g19130
Biological process (GO): recognition of pollen; protein phosphorylation
Molecular function (GO): protein serine/threonine kinase activity; ATP binding
Source: RefSeq, a predicted model, not a curated record